AUGACCUCGCCCGGCUUCUCACUGAUCAGCUCCAGCUACACCAUGACUGCUGUCCUACAAGCGAAGAAGACGAGGGGUCUCCUCACACAGCUGGAACGUACUAUAAAUGCGACGCUGAAAAGGGACCAUCUAACAACGCUCAACCACACCUUGAAUGAGAAACUAGGGCGUAUCGCCGGCCCUGCAGUCACGGCGAACAUCGACUGCCCAAAGCUUCUUGCCAGGCUAGCUGACAACUUUGAGUUCGUCAACAGUUACGAGUAUCGUGCGGGAGUUGAGCGGAUCCCCGAUGACUCCGAGUUCAACAUCGGCUGCCCAUGCAGUGGCAAUGAGAAUGAGUGCGAUCCUUCUAUAUGUGACUGUCUCAACAUGGAAGAGGAUUCAGAUGAUAGGAUUGUGCCAUAUCAAACCAGCGAAAGCAAUGCUAACCUGAUUGUUGCGACCGAGGACUUCCUCAGACGCAAAGCCAUCAUCUACGAGUGCAACUCACGUUGCGGCUGCAGUGGUGAUCGAUGCUGGAAUCACGUCGUUCAACAGGGAAGGUCUAUCAGGUUGGAGAUAUUCAACACUGGCCCUAGGGGGUUGGGUCUCCGAUCUCCCGACUUCUUUCACCGAGGACAAUACAUUGACCUUUAUCUCGGCGAAGUGAUCACUAAAGCUGAAGCUGAUGAACGCGAGAACCUCGCCGAAGGCUCACAUACGCAAUCCUAUCUUUUCUCUCUGGACCGGAACGUAAAGGACGACGAGGACGAAGACCGAAACAUGAAAGUCGUCGACGCCCGCGAGUUCGGCUCCGCAACCCGUUUCAUCAAUCACUCUUGCAACCCUAAUUGCAAGAUCGUGCCUGUGUCCACCACCAAUCACGCCGAUGAAUACCUGUACAAUCUUGCAUUUUUCGCAAACCGGGAUAUCGCACCCGGCACUGAGUUGACCUUCGACUACACCCAAGGAGAGGAACACACAACUCCCGCAGAAGUUGACCCUGACGCGGUGCCUUGCCUAUGUGGUGAAGCCAACUGCCGCGGACAGUUGUGGCCGAACAAGCGCAAAGGCCAGGGAUCCAAACCGUAG
Messenger RNA from Penicillium bovifimosum, 1071 nucleotides. RefSeq lists its product as uncharacterized. The transcript is spliced from 3 exons. The record is from RefSeq and is a predicted model, not a curated record. Gene Ontology annotation, molecular function: zinc ion binding; histone methyltransferase activity; protein binding. Gene Ontology annotation, cellular component: nucleus. Lineage: Eukaryota; Fungi; Ascomycota; Eurotiomycetes; Eurotiales; Aspergillaceae. Bases 1 to 1071 code for a protein of 356 amino acids.